UUUGUCAAUUUAGAUCUGUCGGAUUAUUUUGUGAUCAACUUAAUAUUAAUCGUAUUUUAGUAAUUAUUUUAUGUAAUAUGUGGUUCUUAUUGGAUAUCAGCUGAAGUUAUUGAAACAUAAUCGUAUGUUGAUAGUUUGAAAUGUUAAAAUGAUUCCACUAAAGGACAAUCAGGAUGUGGCAUCGUUCCUUGUCACAAAACACUCUUGGAAGGGGAAGUACAAGAGAGUGUUUUCUAUUGGAACUCAUGGAAUUACUACAUACAAUCCAGAUCGCCUGGAAGUCACCAACAAAUGGCUGUAUGCUGAUGUAGUUACCAUUGCAUCAGCAAAGCAUUCAAACUCUACUGCCAACCAUGACUUCACACUUGUCAUGAAAAAAGAAAAGAAAGUGGACUCAAUGCGAUUUUCUUCAGAGCACAAGUGUUUGAUACUCACUGAAGCUUUUAAAUAUAGGCAUUUGUUUGCGGAGAAACCAAAGGAUGUUUUUAGAUACCAAGCAUAUAAACAUCACUGGAGUGGAACAAGACUACCAAUAGUACUUGAAGUUGGGCCUUGUGCUUUAGAACAGCUAGACCCAUCGACACACACUCAGCUAGCCUUCUACCCAUACUGUGAUAUACAGGGUAUCCUUCCCGUACGAGAUGUAGCUGGUGGUUUUAUGCUUGCUGUUGGAGGUUAUAGUCGCUUACAUCUGUUUUCAAAUGCAAUGGAUCACCAGAUUAUUAUAAAUAAGAUGCUUGAAUUAGCCAAUUUGACAUUGAGCAUUAGCAUCAAGGUUUUAUCAGCUACAAUUACAUUGGAUGAUUAUCAUGAUCAACGUUUUGGAAAAUAUAGUGGAGACCAACAUCAAACAUCGUUGAGCGAGUUCAUCGUGCACAAAGUUAACCCAGCUCGUCAUAUGGAGCCCAUGCGUCGUACACUCUGUCUUUCAGAUACAUGUAUUCUAGAAAGAGAUCCACAAACAUACUCCGUUGUAUGUUUGCGUCCUUUGAGCGACGUUUUUGCUUUGAUAAGAGAUCCUGAACAGCCUCAGAAAUUCUCAAUCGAAUACAUGAAUGGACAGACGCGUACUUAUUUAGCUGGCGAAAGGGACGCGUUAUUGGCGUCGUUAUUAGAUGGUGUUCGUUCGGCGGGCCAGCGCGACGUGCACGUGCGUUCUACGUACACGCCGCGCGGUUACAGACUCGGUCCCUUACACCACAGCGUCGACGAGGAGACUGAAUCUAAUCAUCUAAGAUUGUUUCAAAAUCCAGUUGGUAUGACUCGCGCGGAAGUAAUAGAACGUUUCAACGCCAACAUCGGAUACAGCGGUCUAAUAUACUCCGUUAGCCAAGACCGUUUGUUCGCGGAGAACAAAGAGAAGUUGAUAACGGGCGCCCUGACCGCGCUGGUGAACAGUGUGAGCUCCAGCGCCACGCUGCCCCCGCGCGAGCUGGAGGCGCAGUUCCACGCGCUGCGGAGGCUCUGCGCCAGUAAAGUGGGCUUCGCUGCCUUCACAGCCUUGACCGGGUUCCGCGAGUGGGUGGGCGCGUCCGUGGUGGCGGCGCUGCGGCGCGGCAGUGCGGCGUGCUCGCACGCGGCGCUGGACGCGGUGUGCGCGCUCAUGCAGCCCAUGCACCACGAGCCCGACCUGCGCCAGGAGCAGCUCAACAAGGCCAGCAUGCUCUCGUCCGCGCAGUUCCUCGACGGCCUGCUCGCCAUGUGGGCGGAACACGUUAGUGCAGGCACCGGGGCUUUGGUAGUGGCAGCCAUGUUGGAUUUCUUAACGUUCGCCUUGUGCGUGCCGUAUAGUGAAACCACGGAUGGAAAACAGUUUGACCAGCUAUUGGAAAUGGUUUCUAAUAAGGGACGCGUCAUAUUUAAAUUGUUUGAACACCCGUCAAUGGCAAUAGUAAAAGGAGCAGGCCUCGUGAUGAGAGCGUUGAUCGAAGAGGGCGCCGGUGCCGUGGGCACUCGCAUGCAGGCCCUCGCUCUGGCUGAGGCAGCCCUGCCGAGGCAUCUCCUCACCGCGCUCUACGCUCCAGCGAGACUGCAUCACAGGCAUCUGGCGCGACAUCUGGUGUCGCUGUGGUUGGUCGACCACGCACCGGCGCAUAACCUCCUCAGCAGGAUAAUGCCGUCGGGGCUGCUCGGGUUCCUGGAGUCGGCGGAGAGUCCCCCGGCGGGCGCGCUGGAGGAGCAGCGGGACGAGGGGCGCGACAACCUGCAGCUGGCGCAGGCCGCGCAUCGCCCGCGCGCCUCGCACUGGCAGGCGCUCGACCGACAGGUCAAGUACGUCGAGAAACAUCUGGAGCACUACGCCAGCCUGGCGCUGCAGCACUGGGCGCAGCGCACGGGGCGCGCGGGGGCUGGGGCGGGGGGCGCGGCGCGGGAGGCGGUGCGGGAGCGGCCCGUGCUGUUGCGGCGGCGCCGGGAGCGGGUCAAGUCCGCCGCCAACUGGCCGCUGUUCUACUACCAGUUCCACAGGGACCACGCCCUGCCUAAUCUCAUUUGGAACCAUACGACCCGGGAGGAGCUCCGUAACGCCCUGGAGAACGAGCUGCGCGCGUUCACUUCGGACCGCGAAGUGGCCGGCAACACUCUCACUUCGUGGAACCACGCCGAGCUGGAGCUGCAGUACCAGUGUCUCCAGAACGAAGUCAAGAUCGGCGACUAUUAUCUAAGGAUACUGCUGGAGCAGAAAGACAACGACGACAGCCCGAUACGGAAGUCGUAUGAGUUCUUUAACGACCUGUACCAUCGGUUCCUGUCCACCCCCAAAGUGGAGAUGAAGUGCAUGUGCCUGCAGGCGAUGAGCAUCGUGUACGGGCGGUACUUCGAGGACAUCGGACCUUUUGCCGACACCAGAUACAUCGUGCAGAUGUUGGACAGGACCUGUGAUAGAAUGGAGAGAGAUAGACUUGUUCAGUUUUUGUCGAAACUAAUACUACACAAACGAAACGUUAGUGAGAUAUUAGAAUGGAACGGAAUUAGGAUCUUAGUGGAGCUGAUGACGUUGGCACACCUGCACACGUCGCGGGCGCUCAUCCCGGCGCAGAGCAACGUCAUCGAGGGCCCCGCCGAGCCCGGGGGCAACGACCGCGAGUGGUACUACAACCUCGAGCAGGGAGACAAGGUUCAGAGGAAGGGUCCCAUCAGUCUUCAACAGCUAAAGGACCUGUACAAGUCUGGCGAGAUCACGAACAAGACGAAAUGUUGGGCCAACAGCAUGGAAGGUUGGCGUGCAGUUGGCGGUAUUCCCCAACUCAAGUGGACGCUGGUGGCGCGGGGAGCCCCAGUUUUCGAUGAAAGCGCUCUGGCCGCUACGAUUUUGGAUCUAUUGAUUACUUGUUCACGAUACUAUCCGAGCAGAGACGAAGAAGACGCGGUAAUAAGGCCGCUCCCAAGAAUAAAGCGGCUGCUCUCGGAGCCGGCCUGUCUGGCGCACGUCGUCCAGUUGCUGCUGACCUUCGAUCCCAUACUCGUCGAAAAGGUCGCAACUCUUCUGUAUGAGGUGAUGCAAGACAAUCCGGAGAUAUCGAAAUUGUACUUAACUGGAGUGUUUUAUUUUAUGCUCUUGUACACGGGAUCCAACCUGUUGCCUAUAGCAAGGUUCCUGCGGCUCACGCACAUGAGGCAGGCCUUUAGAGCUGAUCAGAGCACGUCCGACAUCAUGCAGCGUUCGAUAUUAGGUCAGCUGCUGCCGGAAGCAAUGGUCUGCUAUCUGGAGAAUCACGGAGCAGAGAAGUUCGCUCAGAUAUUCCUGGGAGAAUGGGACACUCCAGAAGCCAUUUGGAACAAUGAAAUGAGACGGAUGUUGAUAAUGAAAGUAUCGGCGCACAUCGGCGAGUUCACGCCGCGGCUGCGUGCGCACGUGGCGGCGCGCUACCCCUACCUCGCGAUACCGGCGCUGCGCUACCCGCAGCUGGACGCCGAGCUGUUCUGCAACAUGUUCUACCUCAGGCAUCUGUGCGACAACACCAGGUUCCCAGAUUGGCCGAUACCUGAUCCGGUGGGGCUCUUGAAGGGUGUUCUCGAGGCAUGGCGGCGUGAAGUUGAGAAGAAGCCGGCCGCCAUGAGUGCGACGCAAGCGCUGGGCGUGCUGGGCCUGCCGCCCGACACCAGCGACGACGCCGUCGUGCGGAGGGCUUAUUAUCGACUGGCUCAGCAGCACCAUCCAGAUAAAAACCCUGAAGGAAGGGAUCGUUUCGAGGCUGUAAAUCAGGCGUACGAAUUUCUGUGCAGCAGAAACGUGUGGACGGGAGACGGACCGAACACAAACAACAUUGUACUUAUAUUGAGGACUCAAACUAUACUUUUCCAAAGAUAUUCAGAAGUGUUGGCGCCGUACAAGUACGCGGGCUACCCGCAGCUGCUCCGCACGGCUCGGCUGGAGGCGGGCGCCGAGCAGCUGUUCGGUGCAGGCGGCGCCUUGCUGCCCGCCGCCUGCGAGCUCGCGCACGCCACGCUCUGCUGCUCCGCGCUCAACGCCGAGGAGCUGCGCCGCGAGCAAGGCCUAGAGGUUUUACAAGAGGCGCUGGCCCGGUGCGUGCCGCUGCUGGGCUCGGCGACGUCGGCGCAGGACCCGCUGGCGGCGGUGUGCGCACACUGCGCGCGCUGCUUCGCCGUGGCCGCCACGUUCCCGGCCUGCCGCGAGCGCUGCGCCCUCAUGACGCAGCUCUGCAUGGACAUCGUGCCGCUACUCAAACGACCGAACCUGGGGGACACUGCGUGCGCGGGCGCGGAGGCGGCGGGCGCGCUGGCGGCGGACGCGCGGUGCCGGGCGCAGUUCGCGCGCGCCGGCCUGCUGCACGCGCUGCUGCCCGCCGCGCUGCAGUACGACUACACGCUCGCCGAGUCCGGCCUCGACACCGACGUCAAGGCCAACAAACAGGAGAUAUCGAAUCAACUAGCGAAGAAGUGCGUGAUAGCCUUGGCGGCGAUGUACGGGCCGCACGAGGAGCCGGCGCCGGACGACGAGCGCAUCCGCGACGCGCUGCACGUGCUGCUGACCCCGCACCUCUGCGGCAGACUCGCCGAGCCCGACCAGCACGAGCUCCUAAAGACUCUAACGUCGAACUGGCACACUCCGUACCUGGUGUGGGACAACAGCACGCGAGCCGAACUACAAGACGUGCUGCAGAACACCAGGGCCAACUACGAGGAGGAGGGGCCGCUGAUAGCGCCCUUCACGUACUCGGCACACGCGGGCCUUCUGUCGGUCGGCGGAGUCUACAUUGACAUAUACAACGAACAGCCUGACUUUCCUAUUGAGAACCCACAACAGUUCAUAUUGGAUCUGCUGAAAUUCGUUCGGGAAGAAGUUAAAGGCGACAUGACCUUGGAGCGAGUGGAGCACAUAACACAUGCUUUGACAGCACUCUCUAAUGUCAUUAUUAAAAAUCCAGGCGUCGAAAUAAACUGCAUCGGUCAGUUCGGUUUGAUAUUCGGCAUGUUGUCGGGGCGCGGGCGGCCGCGACUACAGGACGCUGCGCUGCGGACGGUGCGCGCGGCGGCCGGCACGCGCGAGUGCGUGGACGACAUCGCCGCCAGCUGCGUGCUCGGACACCUGCUCGCCGCGCUGCCAGAGCGCCCGACGCGCCCGGACGCGCUGCCCGCGCUCGCCGCGCUGCUCGCCAACACCGCGCUCGUCAAGGAGGCGCUCAACAAAGGUGCCGUGAUAUACCUACUGGAUCUGUUCUGCAACAGUAAAGCGCCGGAGACGCGCGAAGCCGCCGUCGAACUCUUAGCGAGGAUGAUGGCAGACAAAUUACACGGACCUAAGGUCCGCUUGGCGAUAUCUCGGUACGUGCCGGGCGUGUUCGCGGAGGCGAUGCGCGAGUCGGGCCCCGCCAGCGCCGUGCACAUGUACGACGCCGCGCAUGAGCACCCCGAGCUCGUGUGGAGCGAUGACGUCAGGCAGCGACUCGCCGAACACAUCGCGCUACUCAAAGACAGACAUCAAGCGAGACAGGCCCUCGACCCGAACGCGACGUUCGAGGACCGCGAGGUGGCGGCGGGCGAGCAGGCCUGGGCGCCGCCCGGCGAGGUGCUGGUGGGCGGGGUGUACCUCAAGCUCUAUCUGCAGCACCCCUCCUGGAACCUGCGCAGCCCCAAGCGGUUCCUGCAGGACCUGCUCGCGGAGACCGUCGCCGCCUUACAGAAGGACUCCUCACAGGGCAGCAGAGGGGAGCUGUGCGCGCAGGCGCUGGUGGUGCUGCUGCGGUCCCGGCCCGCGCUCAGCGAGGCCUGCGCGCAGCUGGGCGAGCUGCCGCGCCUCACCAACAUGCUGCCCUCCUGCCCCCUGCACAUCGUCCCGGUGCUGGCCGCCGUCGCAGACACGCAGGCGUGUGUGAUGGCGCUGACCCAGACCGACAUAAUGAUCGGCAUGAAGACCGCCGUGAAGUCGUGUCCCGAGGUGGUGGGCUCCGCGUGCGAGACGCUCUCCUCCAUCUUCAGUAGCAACGUCAACACGGACCGCCUCGUGCUGCAGGCACUGGAAUGCUCUCUGGUGAGCUCGCUGCUGUCGCUGCUGGAGUCGCGCGUGGAGGGCGGGUGCGCGGCGCGGCUGGUGGCGGCGCUGCAGGGCAUGGCGCGCUCGCCGGCGCACGGACAGCGGGUGCGGGCCGCGCUCGCCGCCUGCGCCGUCUGGCCGCAGUACUCCGCGCAGAGGCACGACCUCUUCAUCGCGCCGCCCGACCGACACUCCAUCGCCGCAGCUCCGCACUCGGCCGGCUACCUGACGGCGCCGCCGCUCAACAUCCCGGCGCAGCCGCCCCCCAUCGACUGACCGGCGACUCCGCCCGCGCUCACGUACGUCGCUCUCUACCGCGUACAGACGACAACAAAACUGCAACAGUAGCGAUGUUGAUUACUUUACGGAAUUAUUUUUACUUCAUAGAUAGAUUCUCAAUAUUUAAAACCAUUAUUAAUUUGUUAUAAUAUAUGUUAAAAAAUUAUUAGUGUCACCGCUUGGAUCUGUCCUCUGACGUCACAAGUGGCUAUAAUUUCCUUUCCCAUAAUUUCAUAAAAACAAAACGAAUGAUACUAGAUUAAACUAUAUUUAUCUAUGAAUUGAGAAUCAUUCUGACAGAACAUCAAUAUCCUUCAUUCUAUUUUCUACCUACGAAUAAAUAUAGAAAGGACAGUAUUUCACAACAAAAAAAUACAUUGAAAUAUGAAGUUUUUGUAUAAUGGCCUAUAAACUAUAUUUAAGUUAUCAAUCAGUUACACGUUUUAAUCGCACGAAUUGAACAAUGAUAAGAAAGCAUUUGAAAUAAAUACUAUUAAUGAGACUUAAAUAUUAUGUAAUUAAUACUGUAACAUGUACUGUUCAUUAAAAAAUCAUAAAACCAUUUUAAUAAUUUUAAUCGAGAUUGAUAAAACGAAAUAGUGUGUACAUAGCUCGGUCAACGUUAAUACAGUCUUGCAACGUUUAGUCUUGCAUAGGAAAUUCGCCUUAUUAGCGUUCAAUGGAGUCGAAACAGUUUGUAGUACAUUGCGUAUUAAAAAAAUAAAUAUUUCGGUAACAAUGUUCGUUCGUCGAUGUUCCUACCACGUAACAAGACUGGUGGACUCCCCAUUGGCUCCUACUACCUCAUACAUAUAAUGUAAUGUAUGAGAGCGAGUGUGGCAUGUACUUCCUCAAACGAGGGUCGAGGAGCGUCCUCAGCAAUCAGCCCCUGGCAUUACUGAUGUUCACGGGCGACGGUUUUCACGAAGCGACCCGUGCCUUUGAGAAUUAUCUGUACUCCUUGAAAUCUGAUGACUUUUCAUCGAAAUGGAAUAGAAGAUUUCAGAGUUAGUUUUGUCGUUAAAAUAAUAAGACAAACUGCCUGUCUGUUCAAAUUAACGUAUCCGUAUCGUAUUAAUAAAAUCCUAAAAUACAUAAUAAUACUGUACUGUUGUCUAGUAAAUUGAUAAAAAAAUCCCAGUGACUGCUCUUUAUCGAGUAAAUUGAAAUAAUACGAGCUUUACUAACUCUAUAACCAUUAAAUUACCUGAUCAUAAAUACUAUUAUAAAAAUUUCGUAAAAAAAAAGUAUACAUUCGUAACCGUAUAUUUGAAAAUGGAUAGGAUUAAAAAAAACAUACGCAAUAUAUUAAAUUAUUUUAACAGAUUGCAAAAAAAUAAACAGAUGAAGCCUAGAUACAAUCCAAGUUUAUCGAAUGAAAAUAGUCUGCUAAAGUAUGCCAAGUAAUUCCAAGAGAAAUUAUUUAUUUAUCAGAGCUGGCAACUGCGGCCGUCUCGGAUUUAAUUAUCCGGAUGGUAGAUUUAGUUAUUCUUAAUUAAGUGCCGAUCUUCGCAAUAGAUGGGUACUAUACGAAAGACAAUAUAUAUACAUAACUUCAAUAUAAAUGUACAUAACGUCACCCUUCUAAACAAUAAAAAAUAAUGUAAUAAAUGCAUCUAAAUUAUUAGUUCAACAUCAAGUCAUAACAGUGAAUAUUUACCUACUACGCCUUGAAUUUAAUAGAUUAUGUUUAAAUAAUGGCGAUAGUUUUUAGGCGACCUUUCCAUAUUAUUAAAAAGGAACAAUUUACGGGCACGCUUCAGAAACAUCAGAAGUACUAAUAAAAGAAUUCAAACAAGUUUAAAUUCUAUUGAACGUGUUCUAAAUUAAAGUAACCCUAAUUGUAUUAUUAAUGAAGAAAAAAAUAUUAAUCUCAAUAUAAUAAUAAUAAUAAUAGCUUUUUCAAUGGAAUAAAGUAUUACCAGCCAAAGGUUUCCUUUUGCAAUAAUGUUAAGUUUUAAUUUUUUAAAUCUUUAAUAGAAUUAAUUGCAUGACUAGUAACUUGUAAAAAGAAAAUUAUUAUAUUGUUUAAAAAUAAUUGAUCUCUCGAUUCAAAAACAAAAAAGAAAUCAUUCCUAAAAAUCGUUAAUUUUAAUGAAGUAUAUCACUCAAUACUUAUGUUUGUUGAAAAUUGUAUUUGUUUGAGAAAAUAUAAAGUUACCGUCAUAACUUUAAUAUAUUUUAUGUUCAACUUUUUUUAAAUUAGAAUAUCAUUGCAUAAAGUAUUGUAUGGGCCGUAUUCUCGUUUGCCUGAAGAAAACAUGAGAAUUGAAACAAAAUUGUUUAUGGCUUAAUGUAAUGAUUGCCUAUGGUUCUUCAAUAGAUAGUAAAAAAAACAAAUUGUGCUCGAUUCUACGUACAUGCUGUUAAAAAAUAAGUACAUUCUAUCCUUAAAUCGCUUAGAUCAGAUUCUAUCAUAAAAAAUGCUUUUUUUUUUUUUUGUUUCAAUCACGUAUUAAACUAAUGUGAUAGUAGAAUUCGCACUUUUAUACCGCUUAGAUAUAAAUUAAGAAAUUCUAACGAACAUGAGGAUCCCUUUAGGAACCUAGUAGUAAUUUUAGUGGUAAAUAUGAAGUAAAGUUUGAUUACAAAGCAGCCGAGUGAACGUUUUGAAUAUAUCUUUUUUUAAUUUAAUUUCAUUUAAGGGAGCCGCAUUUCGUUCCCUAUAUCUAUAUAUUUCGCAUCCAUCUGCGACGCAUCUCGAGAUGUCGAAGGUGUCAUAUCUCCCUGGUUUCAAGAAUCUUGUCCCAGGCAUUCAGUCCCUGAAUAUCUUCGCCUAUUCUAAUCUCACUCUUGUAUUUCUCAAGGUGUGCCGGGAUGCUUGAACCUUCCGCAAUUAUUGUAAAAGACUUGCGUCCAUUAUCCCAGUAGGAACGGUAUAUUCGCUCCUCUCCAAAAGCGUAAUCAACCAUGGCCGAUGCGGUAAUUCUCGGUUAUAUAGCGUCGUAUGAGCUAAGGUCGGUUCCAAUUGCUAAUAUACUUGCUGGUGACUGCAGCGAUUGUAUCGCAGGUGUCAACUAGACGGAGCUCAGUUGUCGAGCCACUCCCAGUAGUCCAAUGAGAGGGGUCGAUUGUUUUACAUUUGACAUCUACAACGUAAAUGCGCCACCCACCUUGAGAUUAAGUUCUAAGGUCUCAGUAUAGUUACAACGGCUUAAACCAAAUACUUCGCCUUAAUAAAUAGUCCUUCACUCCUCGAUAAGAUGCAAAGCGGUCACCGAUAAACGUGGACGCUGCAUCGUGAACACUGCCAGUCAAUUUGGACACGUCUCAUGCACAAUAUCGUUGAAACCUUGUGCAUUUAAUUCAAUAUUGAAAAGAUCAGUGUACAUUGGUGAUUGUUUGGUUUUCAGUAUUUUCUUGUCGACGGUCGCUGUUCUGUGUUAAUUCUUAUGGUUACACAAGAAUAGGGGUUUGAAAUUUGAAAAAUUGUGUUCAUUUUAAACGCCGUCAUAUAUAAAACUUUUUUUGAAGUGAAACUUCUUUAGAAUCGCUUUGAUUUCAAACUCGAUGAAACGAAAAAAUAAGUCCAUAGAGACACAAACACAAAAAUGCAUAGGAUUUAGCCGACGAGAGAAUGAGAUAGAACACAUUAGACGUUCUCGGUCUCCUCUUUGUGCGACUCUUCGUAGCAUCCCCACUAUCGUCUACUUGAUAUUGUCCAUAUGUAUGCUCCUGUGCAGUGGGAUAGUCAGUAUAUCUAUAUCUUAUUUUUUCACUUCUACCGUGUGUGAUUUGCACACACACACAUACAAUUUUUUUUUUAAAUUCAUUUUUUUUGCAUGAUUGACUGUAAACUCGAAUGAUGAUUUUAGCGACCCCAUAACUUAAUUAAUUAAUAACUGACUUUGAGGAGGCCUUCGACAUGUUUAAUGGGUUCCUGCCAAACAUUAGUGAGGAUAAAUAAACAUUAAAUAACUAUUUACUUUGUAUUUUAGCAGGAAAUAAAAGGCUUUUUAUUUUAUUUUUAUGUAACUAAUAAUUGAAUUAAACGAAAAGUUAUUCAUAUAAGCUAGAGCUUGCCUACUUAAAAUAUCAUGAGAUAUUAAAAAUGAUGCGGAUUUGGAUAUAGAAAAAAAAAGUUACGAAUUUCGUGUGGUAAUUGAAAUAAACGAAAAAAAGUUUUUACGUCAUAUCAUAGACUAAGGAAUUUGUCGGCGGAGUUAUAAACAAUGCGUUCUAAAAUGCGAGUUAUGAAAGUGUUUUCUUACCAACUAAUUAAAUUUUGUAAGCCAAGGAUUAUGUAAUGGCUUUUACGUUUACGAGUAUUAUUUCAUGCUAGAUGAAGAAUAUGAUUUAUUUUUCGUUCGCCUAUGUGAGUAUAGUACUAUAUAAGUACCUAUUGUGGGUUUGGUGAUUUUUAUUCAACCAAUGAUCAAUAAAUGUUAUGAUUUUUGAACGUAAAUGGAAAUUUCAGUGUAUAUUACUAGGAGACUACAAACUGAAAAAAAAAUGUGUGCGUGUACUAGUGUACACACGUAAGAAGUGAAACUUCUUUAUGGCCUUAUUUUUCGAAAAAUGAUCUACAUGCAACUUUCUAGAAAUUGGUUAAAUAAAGUUAAAUUAGAUAAAGUUUAAACAAAAGGAUUUUAUUAUCAUAGACAUGAAUACAAAAAAGUUAAAUUAGAUAAAGUUUAAACAAAAGGAUUUUAUUAUCAUAGACAUGAAUACAAAAAAGAUGGCGCGUAACGGAAAAAUGUGACGCGUAACCGAAAAAUGUGACGGUAAAUUUUUUUCCAACGCCGAUAAGGAAGUUUCACUUAAAUAAUAAACUAAAGUCUACUAAAUAAAAUAUCUAAAUUUGUACCAAUUUUUUUUACGUCGACAUUUAGGGUAUAAAGAUAUCGUUUAUUAAAAAAAAAUCUAUUCGCUUAAGAAAUUCAAAAGCUUAACUCAUUUUUUACGGAGAGUACCGUGUAAAGAAAUGAAACUAUGUAUGUAAUCGAUAUAAAUUAGUGUUGUAUGAUAAAAAAUUCCUGAUGCGGAACAUGUACAAUGGCGCCGUAAGGCUGUGUGGGCACCGCAUGAUAGAGGCGGAUAUUUUUAUAUUUAGCUCAUAAGAUAAAACUGUAUUAUAUAACAUGAAGUUAAUAUAUUGUAUGGAUCAUGAAA
Bombyx mori (domestic silkworm) is the source of this 11884-nucleotide messenger RNA. RefSeq names its product dnaJ homolog subfamily C member 13 (gene Rme-8). Gene Ontology annotation, cellular component: endosome membrane. Bases 149 to 6769 code for a protein of 2206 amino acids. Gene Ontology annotation, biological process: receptor-mediated endocytosis; regulation of early endosome to late endosome transport; endosome organization. NCBI's taxonomy places the organism in Eukaryota, Metazoa, Arthropoda, Insecta, Lepidoptera, Bombycidae. The transcript has 38 exons. The record is from RefSeq and is a predicted model, not a curated record.